Cyprinodon variegatus (sheepshead minnow) is the source of this 2802-nucleotide messenger RNA. Its product is annotated as P2Y purinoceptor 14-like. Gene Ontology annotation, cellular component: membrane. Gene Ontology annotation, biological process: G protein-coupled receptor signaling pathway. Lineage: Eukaryota; Metazoa; Chordata; Actinopteri; Cyprinodontiformes; Cyprinodontidae. Gene Ontology annotation, molecular function: G protein-coupled purinergic nucleotide receptor activity. The coding region runs from base 105 to 1136 and encodes 343 amino acids. The record is from RefSeq and is a predicted model, not a curated record. The transcript has 2 exons.
UCAUCUGCCGCUCAGAUGACUCACUUUACACCAAAGGGACUGAGACUGAAGGAACAGGUAACAUCUGCGUGGUCCUGCGCUGCACAGCUGGCUCUACAUCAGGAAUGGAGAACAAUAACUCGGCCAAGAUGAUGAACAACACUGACUCUGAAAGCUUCUUCAUCGCGCAGGUCCUUCCUCCUCUCUACAUCAUCAUCUUCAUUGUGGGAAUAUGUCUGAAUGCGGUGGCUGCCUGGAUCUUCUUCAGAGUCCCGGCCGACUCGGGACUGGUUGUCUACUUGAAGAAUAUGGUGGUGGCUGACCUCCUCAUGCUGUUCUCCAUCCCCUUCAGAGUGGCCAAUUACUUUGGUUUUAAUAGUUGGUAUCUAGAGAUGAUCAAGUGUCGCUACACUGCUGUGCUGUUCUACUUUUCCAUGUAUGUGGGAAUCUUCUUCAUUGGCCUCAUUAGCCUUGAGCGCUACGUCAAGGUUGUUUACCUUGCUCCUUCUUCCUCCACCAUCACCUCCUCCUGGUCCAGAUGUAAUCCAGUGUCUAUACUACACCUUAUACAGAGUGCCACCUUUGCCCGGGUUCUGGCAGUCCUCACAUGGAGUCUCUUCUUCAUUUGUUGUUCCCCCAAUUGCAUACUGACAAGCAAUCUGUCCAGAAACAUCACGAAAUGCAUGGACAUGAAAACACCUCUGGGGAAGCAGUGGCACAAUGCGUCUAGCAUAGCCAGCGUGUCUGUGUUCUGGGUGACACUCAUUAUAGUGACCUUUUCAUACAUGUCUAUCGCUCACCAGGUGUGUAAGACGUACCGCCGAAUGCGACGCGACACAAGUGACAUUUGCCGCAAGUCCAACCGCAGCAUCUUUAGCAUCCUGGCGGUGUUUUUCAUCUGCUUUGUGCCGUACCACAUCUGCCGGGUGCCGUUCACUCUGAGCCAGGAUUCCGAUAACAACUUCUCUGACAACACCAAGUUUUGGCUUCUGCAGAUAAAGGAGGGAACGCUGUUCUUGUCCGCAAUGAAUGUCUGCCUCGACCCUGUGAUCUACUUCCUGAUGUGUGGAACGUUCAGAGACUCCCUUAUAAGGAAACUGUCAGGGAGACAGAGGAGUAGGUCACUGACCACCGCUCAGAGCCUUAGCAACAUCUAGGAGACGAGGACAAGGAGUAAGGAGACAGGAGGAGACUAAGGACAAAGAAAUGUGAAGCCAGGAGAAAAUGGGCAAAAGAGAGGCUGAGGUAAUUAGAGGAAAUCCAUAAAAAACCAACAAUGCUGGAAUUCAUGGUGAACAAAGUCAUUCAACGAGGGCUGGUAUCUUACAUGUUUUAGCUCAAUCACUGCCUAUCUACAGAUGGCCCAUUACCAGACUCCUUGUUGUCAUUGCGGCUUCAAUCGUGUUGGAGCAAGAAGACAUCUAAAACAUGCAUAACACCAGCACUUGGCAAUCGAAGUUUCCAAACCCUUAUAGAGGAUGUGAGGAAACAGGAGACGCGAAGUGAUGAAAGAGGACAGACAAGACAUCAUGGUAAACAUAAACUAUAAGGCCAUCAACAAGAACCCAAACACAUCAACAACAACCUUGACUCCUUGAAUUCCUGCCUCUGGAUCAUGAGAUGACUGUUAUUGUGAGCCGUUGCCAUGGAUACACAUAAUCAUCACCCUAAUCAGUGUUGUUCAAGUUGAGAUAAACAGACUUUUUGUUUACUUCACUGCUCCACUGAAAACCUGUGUGCAAAUAUAGUUCACUUUUUCUCUGUUUGUGAGUAAGUAAAGCUGAGUUGUUGUCCGCUCAUCGUGCUGUUUCCAGGUUGGACCCCAUGGUGCCUUAGUAAUUGCCCUAAUUCUUCAUGUUGUGGUUUUAAACAAAGUGUCAGAAGAGUUGUUGUUUCUUAUCAGCAUAAAGAUCUACAGAUCCUGCUCUACCACAUUCAACAGUCGACCUGCUUAACUGAGAUCUGGUGACCGUGAACCUGUUGAGUUGCUUCAGAAAACCAUUAAAGUUUGUCUGAACCUUUGGACAUCUACUGGAAUUAGCCUUAAGAUAACUUGUCCUCUGUGGUCUCUGUCAAGAAAAAAAGAAAGAGGAAAUGUUGGACAGUGAAGUAAAACUGGAUUAUGAUGACUGAGCAGAAACGCUGCGAUAGCUGCAAAGUCAUAAUGGUUCAUCUUAGUCAGUGUAAGGCAGAAUAGAAACUGAAGCUUCUCCUACAAAGAACAGCAAAUAUGCCUUUAAAUGCACCCUGUGACUUAGUUUCAAUAAAGCAUUUAGUCUUUGUAAUCUGGUGCCGCACUAGUUGGCACUCAAAAUGACAACAUAGGAGGUCCAAUCUUUCACAGGAGCUGCAGGACAGUUUCUACACAUCCACCAUUCAGUCUGUUUUGUGCACAUCUUUCUCUGUGUGGUUUGGCUCUAUAACUCAGGGCAGACCUCCCCUCCAUCAGAGACCACUCAUCUCUGCAGACCCCUUGCAUCCUGAUCAGAGGCAGCUACAGACUGCUUCUUAUAAAACCAGCCAAACCGAGACCGUCUCUUUUCUCCAGGAUAACUCUCCGUUAAACAAAAUGAACACCUGAAAGCCUGAGUAUUCCUCUACUCUGCUAGAACAAUGAAGGCUUUUUGCACUAUUACAAUCUGCCUGUCCUUUACUAUUUAUAUACAAAAAGCACACUUGUAAAUACAUACUUUUGUUGUUUUUUAUCUUGUCUUAUUACAUUUCUUUCUGCAAACUCAGGUUGUAGUUUGUAUUGAUAAUUGUGAUGUAAGUGAUGGAAAAUGAAGGUCAUAUUCCUGAUUUGCACACCAACUUGCCAUUAAA